AUGGUGGUAUUCAAAGAAGCCUCUAUAUUGACUGAAGAUUUCAAAAAUUUAAACAGGAAGGAGUCUGUGUUGUCGGCUCCUGUUGUGCAAAGUUUAAAUGGUUGUAAAAUUUGGAAGCCUCUUGAUGUUGGUUUUUUGAAGGUUAAUUGGGAUGCUUCUGUAAAUGUAAAUGUCGGUGUUAUUGGUCUGGGAUGUGUUAUAAGGAAUGAUGAGGGUAUUAUUAUGGGGGCUAAAUGCUGUGUUUAUAAAGUGAAUGCUGAUCCGUUAUUGGCAGAGGUUAUGGCUGCUCUAUUUGCUUUAGAAUUUUGUCUGGAAAUGGGCCUUGCUAAAAUUAUAAGUGAAGGGGACUCUUUGCAGAUCAUUAAGGGGCUGUGUGCACAAGAUAAUCAGCUAGACCGAAUUAGACAUUUUUUGUUGGCUAUUAGUCAAAAAGCAUAUUCUUUUUCUGUGUAA
Messenger RNA from Alnus glutinosa, 453 nucleotides. RefSeq lists its product as uncharacterized. Gene Ontology annotation, molecular function: RNA-DNA hybrid ribonuclease activity; nucleic acid binding. The transcript has a single exon. The coding region runs from base 1 to 453 and encodes 150 amino acids. The record is from RefSeq and is a predicted model, not a curated record. NCBI's taxonomy places the organism in Eukaryota, Viridiplantae, Streptophyta, Magnoliopsida, Fagales, Betulaceae.